Mirounga angustirostris (Northern elephant seal) is the source of this 1483-nucleotide messenger RNA. It is a transcript of the gene S100A3, whose product is annotated as S100 calcium binding protein A3. Bases 978 to 1280 code for a protein of 100 amino acids. The record is from RefSeq and is a predicted model, not a curated record. Gene Ontology annotation, molecular function: calcium-dependent protein binding; transition metal ion binding; calcium ion binding. NCBI's taxonomy places the organism in Eukaryota, Metazoa, Chordata, Mammalia, Carnivora, Phocidae. The transcript has 3 exons.
CCCGAUCCCAGGACCCUGGGAUCAUGACCCGAGCCGAAGGCAGAUGCCCAACCAUCUGAGCCACCCAGGCGCCCCUGUUGAUCAUAUUUUAAUAGCUCAGUGAUGCCCCAUACCCUGGCUGGCUCAGUUGGGGUGCUGGAAAAUGAGAGCCUCCUUAGAUCCUACCCCCUCUAGGCUCUGACUCUUCUGGAAAUCUCCCCAAGGCCAGAGCUGUGCCUUAAGUCCCAGACUUUGGGAUUUCAAGUACCAGUAAAAAUUUGAGAUAGUUUGCUAACUUUUUUUUUCCCAAUAAAGAUAUUAAAAAAGGCAAAUACCAUCCACCAUCACUGUCAUUUCAUAAAAAGAGAUAAGUCUAACAAAGAAGGAAGGAUACACUCCGAACGAAGGACAGACCUUGACAUUCAGUGCUGUGAACAAUUAGCUGUACUAGGAUCUGCUCCAGAGGCGUAAGGUGGUCUAACCAACCCAGCAGACCUGCUCAGUAAAGACUUCUUUUUUUUUUUAAAGAUUUAUUUAUUUAUUUGAGAGAGCGAGAAUGAGAGAGAGUACAUGAGAGUGGGGGAGGGUCAGAGGGAGAAGCAGGCUCCUCACUGAGCAGGGAGCCCAAUGCGGGACUUGAUCCCGGGACUCCAGGAUCAUGACCUGAGCUGAAGGCAGUCGCUGAACCGACUGAGCCACCCAGGCGCCCUCAGUAAAGACUUCUUAUCAGGUUGCCGGCUUUAGGCCCUGUUUUAGCAAAGCUGUAUUUCUUUUGAUAUCUGCUUUCAGAUGGGCUCCAGUUUGAGUUCAUUCUUCUCCUGUUGGAAGCUAUCAGGCACUAGUUCAUAUCGGCAUCCUGAUUUUUUUCUACCAUUUUCCCUAAACUUGUAGCGAGGUUGCCAUCUGUUCUGCACCCUACGGUCCAUCAGGUGACAACAUGCCCGAACACCUUGCCACCUCCUAACAAAGUCACUGACUUUCCAGCCAGCAAAGUGAGGAUGGCCAGGCCUCUGGAGCAGGCGGUGGCUGCCAUCGUGUGCACCUUCCAGGAAUAUUCGGGGCGCUGCGGGGACAAGCACAAGCUCUGUCAGGCAGAGCUCAAGGAGCUGCUGCAGAAGGAGCUGCCCACCUGGACCCCGACCGAGCUGCGAGAGUGUGACUACAAUAAGUUCAUGAGUGUUCUGGACACCAACAAGGACUGUGAGGUGGACUUCGUGGAGUACGUGCGCUCCCUUGCCUGUCUCUGCACCUACUGUCACGACUACUUCAAGGACUGUCCCCCUGACCCCCCCUGCUCCUAGUAGGCUCUGCUCCCAUGGGCAGGGGUCUGCUGGGGCAGGACCUGAUACGUUGGCCGGGCCUACCCAUGAGGCUGGGGACGUGAGGGGACCUCCCCAGGAUCACAGCUAGAAAAACACAGAGCAGUCAGUUGCUGCCUCCCCACUGAGGCUGUGACGGGAGGGGGGGAGGCUGCCCUGCACACACAAGGCCCUUUUAACUCCUA